CCUGUGCCGAUGACGUCCCCACUAUCCCUAAAGCAGGAAGUGGCAGUUUAAGCACAGAUAUGCGACACGAAUGCGUCGACCCAGCAGCGGACGCAGUUGAGGUUUCUCGCUCUCUUCAUUUUUUUCGAUCGUCGGGACUUUUGCAAGUUCACCUCGCUCAGAACCUUUUAAUGUUGUAAGUGCUGAAGAGGUGAGGGGACUGGGCCAAGGUGACCGAGGCAAGCCGCCAUGUCUCACACCCAGUCAGAUGGCUGUGCGGGUGACCGGGUCCCUCUAAUUCUGGAGAGCCACUUUUCCACAGAACUCCAUAUAUCUGAACCCGGUGAUGAAUGCUACCAGUCACAAAGCUCCCCCACUGUCCAGCCCGAGGCACCCACAACCCAUGAAGAAGACCUCAACAGGCCGGUGGUGCCCCAGCAACUGAUUUUGAGCACCCAAAGUGCAGCGGCGCUGAAGCUUGGCACCCAGCAGAUCAUUCCCAAGAAUCUAGCUGUGGCCAGCCGGCCCAAAAACCGUCACCACACUACCGUGGUGACGUUCCCUGUGGGACUAGAGAAUUUCAAUCACGGAUCCCGUAUCCGACACUCGACUCAGGGGCCCAAUGUGGGCUGGGAAGACUACGAUAGCGAUGGAGACGGCUUCGCUUUGAGGAGGAACCGCAGAAACAAGUCCUACAGAGCGGCAGUGACUAGUUUGGACAUUGAGGCCAUGGCAAGGGCAAAAGGAGCUGGAAACACACUAAAACCUGUGAAAGAAGGCAGAGCACCCAGUCCGGGUGCAGGUCGCAGCCCCGGGAGGAAGAGAACACUAGGGAGGAAGAGGAACCGUAACCAGCGCGGAUCAUUUAAAGACGCAACGCCGUGCCUCUACCAGGAGAUCCGAGAGCGGGGCUUGCACUCCACCAACCAGGAUGAGCUGCUGGACGACUUUGUGGUGGUAGAAGCUCCGGUGGAGGAUCAGAGCAUUGUGGUGAAGAGCUACAGGCCUGCGCAGCUCACUUGGAGCCAACUGCCACAGGUGAAGGAAACUGGCAUACUGAAUAUGAUCUCACCUCAAGAGAGAAAAAGACAGGAGGCAAUCUUUGAAAUAAUCACGUCGGAACACUCGUACCUGCACAGCCUGGGCAUCCUGGUGCGACAUUUUAAGGACAGUGACGCUCUGAGGAAGACCAUGACAGCCACAGAGCACCAUCACCUCUUCUCCAACAUCUCGGUUAUCCACCAAGUCAGCAAACGAUUUUUUGAAGAUCUUGAGCGACGUCACUCUGACACCCCAGUGAUCCGGGACAUUAGCGACAUUGUUCAGAACCAUGCCGCCCAUCAUUUUGAGCCGUACAUCGUCUACUGUUCCAACGAGACCUUCCAGCAGAGAACGCUGCAGAAGCUCCUGAGUAGCAAUGGUGCGUUUAAGGACACACUGAAGCAAAUUGAAGAGAGCAGCGAGUGCGGGGGCCUCCCGAUGAUCUCGUUUCUCAUCCUCCCCAUGCAACGGGUUACCAGACUGCCACUUCUUAUGGAUACAAUUUGCCAGAAGACCCCUGACAAGUCUGCCGAGUACUUUGCAGCGGUCUGGGCACUGCACGCCAUCAGCAAGCUGGUCAACAGCUGCAAUGACGGUGCGCGGCGAAUGGAGAGGACGGAACAGAUGUACACCAUUCAGAAACAGAUGGAAUUCGGUAAAAUCAAGCCAUUUCCACUGGUGUCGUCAUCACGCUGGCUGAAGAAACGUGGCGAGCUGGCUGUCUGUGCUGAAGAACUCAGCAUCUGGAGAGCGUUCAGCAACAGGAGCAACUACUUGUUUCUCUUCAAUGACGUACUCAUUGUCACCAAGAAGAAGAGCGAGGAGAGCUUUCUGGUGAUGGACUACGCCACUCUGGAUAAUUUAGAGGUAGAGGUCAGCGAGGAAUCAGACGGUCAGGCAUCGCCACCCUCCAAGAACAGCCAGUAUCUGUCCUUCAAGCUGCUCAUGAGCAAGAACAGUGAGGGGCGACCAGAGCGCACCACACUCGUGGCCGAGUCCAGGGUUGACCGGGCCCGUUGGAUAGUCGCUCUCACUGAACACAAGCAGACAGAGCUUUUCUCCUGCAAAGAUGGUUUGCCCCAGUGUGAGGCCACCAAAGCGUACAUGCCCAAGGAGCUUGACGAGCUGGGCCUGAAGCAAGCCGAGCUUGUCAUCGUUCAGAGGAAGGAGGAGGGCUGGUACUACGGGGAGCGGAUGCGCGACGGCGAGAGAGGCUGGUUUCCCGCCAGCUGCGCCACAGAGAUCACUGAUCCCACGGCCAUGGAGAACAACAUGCAGCGAAUGAAGCGCCUCCGCAAAGAGACCAAUGUUUGAGGAGAAAUAGAGGUGUGAGACAACACCAACCUCAGCUAUGUACUAAGUGUGCCUUGGUAUUCAUGAAGAUUUACAGCUCUUCACUUUGUCUACAUCUUGUUGAAGUCUAAUUCCAAAAUGGAUUCAUUUUUAAUCAAGUUUCCACAUAGACAACCUGUGCAAAACAAGAUGUAAAAUUUAUGGCAAAUAAAAAAAGACAACGCAUUCUCAUUUUGACCAAAACCAUCUCAUUCCAUGGUGUGUGAGUUAUUUUUAUUUCAUUUUGGAAUAAGGCUGUGCCUAGAGAUACUACAAAUUAAUUCUGUGGCAAUGACUGUAAUUUAAAACAAUCACCAUUAAUCAUUCCAGUUUUUGCUGUUUUGUAUGAUAUCCUAUACGUGCCAAUUUUUGUCAGUAGUUGAAAAAAUGUAUAUUCAUAAAAAGCAUGGUGAUUGCAUUUGCCAUUAGCAUUAAGCUAACAGAGGUGUUCUUAUAUGUGAAUGCUUUGUUUGUUUGUAUGUUUGUUUGUUUGUUUGUUUUUUAAUACACAAAUUGUAAUUUGAAAGUAAACUUCGAGUGUAUUAAACAGCUUGAAAGGC
Syngnathus typhle (broad-nosed pipefish) is the source of this 2912-nucleotide messenger RNA. It is a transcript of the gene arhgef16, whose product is annotated as Rho guanine nucleotide exchange factor (GEF) 16. Bases 229 to 2334 code for a protein of 701 amino acids. The record is from RefSeq and is a predicted model, not a curated record. Gene Ontology annotation, biological process: activation of GTPase activity. Lineage: Eukaryota; Metazoa; Chordata; Actinopteri; Syngnathiformes; Syngnathidae. The transcript has 15 exons. Gene Ontology annotation, molecular function: protein binding; guanyl-nucleotide exchange factor activity.